Molecule: messenger RNA, 4923 nt
Organism: Gymnodraco acuticeps
Lineage: Eukaryota; Metazoa; Chordata; Actinopteri; Perciformes; Bathydraconidae
Gene: cast
Product: calpastatin
Exons: 41
Coding region: 230-3883 (1217 amino acids)
Cellular component (GO): cytoplasm
Molecular function (GO): calcium-dependent cysteine-type endopeptidase inhibitor activity
Source: RefSeq, a predicted model, not a curated record
GGAAGUGAGGAGGGGGAGUUUAUCUGCAGGUGGACUUGAUUCUCUAUUGUUAUUCGGAAGAGCCAGGUCCAGGAGAGGGCUCCAGACAGCCAUGUGUGGUAAUCAUCAGAUCAAUGUGGGGAGUGGCUGUUUGAGGAGGCAUGAGUGAAAAUAUCCUGCAUGCGGUGAGGAGAGAGGGGCAGAGCAGGGUGGAACAAACUUCUUUCAGAGUUUCUCCUCCUGAUCUCUCAUGGCGUAUGCAGCAUACUGGAUGAGCCUUAAAGGAGAGGCUCCUGCCUCCCCACAGAUCCAUCAUAGCGGCAGGUCUUCAAACUCCUAUUCCACUGCAGGGUCCUACUAUGGCAAGUCGCAGCCUAGCCGGGCCACACCCAAACUGGCCACCCAGGUCUCCACUGGGAAGCCUGCACAGUUCGAGAAGGCAGCGUCAGGAUCCGCCAUGCCUGGGGUUACCACAGCAACGGGUGGAGCCACUCGUAGUGGCAUGACGGCGGGAGGAAGUGCUUCAGUUGGGACAGCAGGAAAAGCCAAAGCAGAGACUAACACUAUGGCAGCUACUGUUAUUGACAUGUCGUCCGCUGGGUCUACCUUUGUUGACAUGACAUCAGCUGGGGCGAGGGCUGCUCCUAAAGAGAUGCCUAAGACUGCUGCCGUCUCCCAAGUCAAAGCUACGGUUACCUCUCCUGCCGCUGGCUUCACUGCAGUGACCAAACCUAAAGAGUCUCCCAAAGGCUCAGCUAAGAGUGCAACUGCGACCACAACAGUCAAGGCCGAGGUGCCUAAAGUUGAUACGGCUAGACCAUCAAAGCCAACUGCAACGGCUGGAAAUGUGUCUGUGCAGGGGAAGAAAGAAGUGACAGAAAUCAAGGUGCAGGCGGAGAUCCCUCCGGCAGCAGCUAAAGGAGCCAAAGAGGUUGAUCCAUUCGAUGCCCUGGCCAACAUACUGCCAUCAGUUGGUCCUGCACCCGUCCUGCCUGUAUACACGGGGCCAGAGGUCGUGGAGCAUAACAUCAUCUCCGAGACGGGUCUGAAAUGCGGAGAAAGAGACAGCACGCUGCCUCCAGGCUACAGAUUUGAUGAUAUGCCUCCAGUUCCUGCAGAUUACAAGCCAAAGGAUGUUCCUAAACCACUGAGCACGGACGAGGCCCUGGACUCUCUUUCAUUUGGAUUUACGUCUCCAGCCGCUCCAGCUGCACCCAAGAAGCAAGAGGUAAUGACUGAAAUGUCUGCAACAGUUCCUACUGUGUCUGUAUGUCCUCCUCCAGCUGAUAAAAAAGCCAAGAUGGAGAAGGAUGAUUUCUCCCUGGAGUCUUGCCUUCCUGCCGCUACUGCCACGAAAGCAGCUCCUCCUGUGUCUUCAUGGAAAGCUCCUCCUGCUGAUAAAACAACCAAGAAAGUGGACACCAAGCCCAAGACGGAUGGGGGUGACUCUAUGUCACUAGAUGCUCUCAGCGCUCUCGUUGACACGCUUCCAGAAGAUUUACCAAAACCUGAUCUCCCUGAACUCAGACCUGAGGACAUCAUCUCGGAGGGCAAACACAAGAAGGAGAAGGGUGUGUUUGUAGGAGAGAGGGAUGACUCAAUUGCUCCAGAAUACAGGUUUAAGAAGGAGGACCUCAAAAAAGUGCCUGCUCUAAAACCUGAGCCCGCCUUGGGUACUGCUGAUGCUCUGGACUUUUUGUCUGGAGACUUCAUGGACUCCUCAUCAGCUCCUCCUGCACAGAAAGCCCCUGUUGUGGCUGUGUGUCCUCCUGCUAACAAAUUCAUGCAGGAGAAAAUCCCUGAUGAUUUCUCUCUGGAGGCUGCAACUGCCACGAAAGUGGAGUCCAAUUUUGCCGUGUGUCGCGGUCCUCCUGCUGGUAAGAAAGCCGAAGUAGAGAAAACCGCUGCCGGAAAGGACAAGCUCAAGAGUGGUCAGGGUGACUCCUUCUCUCUGGAUGCUCUCAGCGCUCUCAGUGACACGCUGCCAGCGGACAUGCCAAAACCUGAACUUCCCGAAGUCAGACCUGAGGACAUCGUCUCGGAGGGCAAACACAAGAAGGAGAAGGGUGUAUUUGUAGGAGAGAGGGAAGACUCAAUUGCUCCAGGAUACAGGUUUAAUAAGGAGGAACACAAAAAGCUGCCUGUUCCUAAACCUGAGCCCACCAUGGGUACUGCUGAUGCUCUGGACUUUUUGUCUGGAGGCUUCUCGGAUUCCUCAUCAGCUCCUCCUGCACAGAAACUUGAGCCCACUUUGGUUAUGUGUGAGAGACCUCCACCUGCUGUCAAGGCGCCUCUCGACACCCCUGUUCCUUUUCCUGUAAAGAAACUUGAGCCCACUUGGGUGUGUGAGAGACCUUACACACGUCCUGUCAUGGCUCCUCUCGACACCCCUGUUCGUCUUCCUGUACAGCCCACCAUGGGUACUGCUGAUGCUCUGGACUUUUUGUCUGGAGGCUUCUCGGAUUCCUCAUCAGCUCCUCCUGCACAGAAACUUGAGCCCACUUUGGUUAUGUGUGAGAGACCUCCACCUGCUGUCAAGGCGCCUCUCGACACCCCUGUUCCUUUUCCUGUAAAGAAACUUGAGCCCACUUGGAUGUGUGAGAGACCUUACACACGUCCUGUCAUGGCUCCUCUCGACACCCCUGUUCGUCUUCCUGUACAGACCAAAGUAGAGGACUUGUCAGCUCUGGAUAUGCUUUCUGAAGACUUUGUGUCUACAACCAAAGCUUCUGGAGUUCAGGCACCUGCCCCUCCUGCAACCAAGAAAAAGACACCAGAGAGAACGGUUUGUCCUCUGGAGCGCCCUAACAAAGUUGACGUCAUCCAUGUACAACCACGAGAGCCAAAACCCAAGACUGAUAAGGGUGACUCCUUCUCUCUGGAUGCUCUCAGUGCUCUCAGUGACACGCUGCCAAAAGACCUCCCUAAACCUGAACUCUCCAAACUCAGACCUGAGGACAUCAUCUCGGAGGACAAACACAAGAAGGAGAAGGGUGUGUUUGUAGGAGAGAGGGAUGACUCCAUUCCUCCAGAAUACAGGUUCAAUGAGGAGGAAAGCAAAAAAAGGCCUGCUCCUAAACCUGAGCCCUCCAUCAACACUGGUGAUGCUCUGGACUUUUUAUCUGGAGACUUUGCGUUCUCCUCAUCAGCUCCUGUGGUCCAGGCUCCUGUCAUCACCCCCUCAGCCCCCCCUGCACAGCCCUCUGCAGACUUUGCUCUGGACGCCUUGGCGGAAGAAUUUGUUUCCUCCAGGGCUGCUUCGACGGUGAAGUCCUCUGCAUGUGCUCCCACAGAAUCUUCCGCAGAUCUGGCCGCAGGAGCAGACAAUGCCCUGGAGGCCCUGGAUGCUCUGGAUGCUCUGUCAGACACCUUGAAGGACAUCACACCCGUCCCUAUGCCCGCCCCAGUUCCUACCAAAGACCUCGUCAAUGAGGAGAAGCUGAAAGAAGAAAGGCUGAUUAAGAUGGGGGAGAGAGACGACACGUUGCCACCAGAGUAUCGACCCACUGGGGAUAUUGGAAAAGUACCUGCACAACCAAAACCUAAGGGGAAGUCUAUGGAUGAUAAGACAGCAUUGGACCUGCUGUCCAGUGACUUCUCUGCUGCUGCCUCUCUACCUGUAGCACCCGUCGCUUCAGGCGCUGCCACAACAAAGCUGGAACCUCCUGUGCUGGACUCAGAGCCCCUGAAGCCAAUGGCUGGCGCUGUCCUGGACACCCUGUCCAGCACCCUGCUCCCAGACGCCCCAGAGUUCAUACCUAAGUCAGACAAACCCAAGGGCAAGAGCAAGUCAAAGUCAAAGUCCAAAAAGCACCAUGCAGAGGAGCCUCACUCUGACCAGCUCCCAGCACCGCCAAGCUCUGACGUCGUGCCCAAAUCUACAAGGAAGGGAGGCAGGAGCUAGACCACUGGGUUGUCAGAGCAAUAUGACCCCCCGGCCACAGGGACUUCAGUGAGGGAGCUGCUCUCUGGAUAAUGAUUCUAUUUUUUCUAAAUCGCCUAGAAUGUAUACUGGAUGAAAGACAAACUAAGACACACACACACACACUCACACACUCUGCAUGUGGCGCCUCUUUUGCUUGGUUUCACAUGUAUUUAAGUAUGUAAGAUGUUGGUUUUCUGUGGAGAAUAUGAAAAGACUGUUGAAACAAGAUGGAGAAUAGAAGAAUGAGAAAGACAGAGGGGGAAACUGGUGGGAAGGAGAGAGAAAGUCAGGUGAUAAUCUUUAGUUUUUGUUGGUUGGUGGUUUGAGCGUGCUGAUGAGAGGAAGGCGCCUCCUGUCAGAGUCCUGGAUGAACAUGUCAGCUGACAGUUGUUCACACACUAAUAUUACAACUGUUGUGAUGUUGGUUGGAGCGGAGGGGGGUGUAUCGUAUCGGGAUGUUUGUGCAAUCUUGAUGUACACAGAAAAGCACAUUUUUCUAUCAUGAUCAGAUGCCAUUAAUACACUAGUCACUAAUGUACAGCUUAGUUUGCUUUCUAUUUUGGACAACACAUAGUUUACAUAUGUGGAGGUUUCCAGGAGCUUAAUUAUAUAUCCUAGGGCUUCUCGCAAAUACUUUUACAUUUCUACAGAGAAAUAUCUGUUUUAAAAAAAGAAGAAGAAGAAGAAGGGUCUUUUGUAUGCAUUUGGCCUUGUAGAAAAAAUAAUUGCUUGUGUCCAGAGGUGCACUUAGUGAACUGAGGUGGCUCCAAGCUUUUUUUAACUGCCUUUGUUUGUAUACUGUUAAAAAAAAAAAAGAAACAAAAAAAAGUUUUUGCUCUAUUAAAGACAACACUGUAAAAGUUAAAAGGCUUUUAAAAUGUAAAGUCCAAAAUCAAUAUACGGCACCCUUGUUUUAAUUUUUUCAUGGCAAAGGUUUUGUGUGGGUGUGAGUCAUAAGAUGUGAGAUGUAUUUUAGAUGAGGGAAUGCUAAUUCAAUAAAUAAAAAUAUGUAAAAACGG